AUGGGAACGUUCUGUUGCCAGACGCAGGCGACUGGGGCAGGGGGGUCGCGAGGCAGCCGGCGCCGGCGGGCUCUGCGCGCGCACGCGGCGCUGCUGUACCUGGCGAUGCUAGCGCUGGCGGCGUUCACGGCCGCGCCGCGCGUGCUGUCGCUGCUGCGCGGCGGCCUGCACUUCUACCACAACAUCGACAGCUACCAGCUGCUGGUGAACAUGUCGACGGCGGCGGCCGUGCCCGCCACCCACUGGGCGGCCGCCCCGCGCCUCAGGGCCCUGCUGCGCCGCUGGCGACGCUUCGAGCGCCAACUGCAGCGCUGCGAGCGCCCCGUGCGCGGCGCGGCGCAGGCUGCUGAGGCGUCGGCUGCUGCGCUGGGGCGGCGCUGCGCGUGGGUGCUGCGCGGGCUGGCGGUGUACCUGGCGGCGUUCGCGGCGGUGUCGUCGCUGCUGGUGGCGCAGCGCGGGCGCUACGUCCUGUGGACCGUGUGGUACCUGCCGCCGCUCGUCUUCGUCAACGCCGUCAACUACACGAGCCUGGCGGCGCUCGACCUGCAUCGCGCAGCCUGCGCCGCCGCCGCGCGCCGCCUGCGCAUCGCGCUGCGCACGCGCGCCCUCCGCGCAGAAGCGGACGGAGAGCGCGGCGAGGCGGCGCUGACGGAACUCGAGGACGCGUGGCGCAGCCUGGCGGCGUUGUGGCGCGGCGUGGGCCAGCUGCUGGGCGGGCGCCUGCUGCUGUUCUUCGGCGCGCGCUGCAUGCAGCUGGUGCUGCUGCUCUACGGGCUGGCCACGGAACCGCAAGCGCGCUUCUGCGGCUUCGUCGCGCAGAGCUUCCUGGAGCUGUGGAUCGCCACGGACCUGGCGCACCACGCGGCCGCGAGUUUGCUGAAUAUGAUAGAAACAAUUCAGUAUGAUCCACCUUCAAUGUCGGUGCAUGGUCUCUUUACUCUUAACAGAGGCCUAUUUGUGUCGCUUGUUCUCACAUUGACAACAUAUCUCAUUGUAUUAAUACAGUUCAAAUUUGGAGUAACAAAUAUUAAAGAUGAGUAUGAGGGAUUUCAUUGAUGAAAUUUCAUGGUCAAACAAAGCAGCAUAAGGUGUAGAGUCUAUUGUUCAAGAGAUGUGGAUACAAUUGUUUUUUAAACAUUAAAAGGAGCAAUUUCUUCUAUGCAAAAUACUUCUGUUAUUAAAUGAACUACUGUUACAAUUUGAAUAUAAUAGUGAAAGCCCAAUAGUGAAAACCACUCUUUAAACUUUAAGAGGGAAAAAUAAAA
Gryllus bimaculatus (two-spotted cricket) is the source of this 1265-nucleotide messenger RNA. NCBI's taxonomy places the organism in Eukaryota, Metazoa, Arthropoda, Insecta, Orthoptera, Gryllidae. The record is from the annotation of a GenBank genome assembly.